Messenger RNA from Bactrocera neohumeralis, 1878 nucleotides. Its product is annotated as trichohyalin-like. The record is from RefSeq and is a predicted model, not a curated record. Bases 1 to 1878 code for a protein of 625 amino acids. Gene Ontology annotation, molecular function: G-quadruplex DNA binding; single-stranded telomeric DNA binding; double-stranded telomeric DNA binding. The transcript is spliced from 2 exons. NCBI's taxonomy places the organism in Eukaryota, Metazoa, Arthropoda, Insecta, Diptera, Tephritidae. Gene Ontology annotation, biological process: double-strand break repair; telomere maintenance via telomerase; chromosome organization involved in meiotic cell cycle. Gene Ontology annotation, cellular component: condensed nuclear chromosome; Mre11 complex.
AUGCCCCCACUUAUGCGAAGCUACAGCGGGGCGGCACGCGACACCUCCUCGCUGGUGCUGGCAGCUGCAAGUGACUACGGCCCCUUUGGAGCCGCGGCGGCGACUGUGUCUCCGUUGUCGCUGUGGGCCGUCGACGCCUCCGGGCCCGGUCGGUGCACAACCUCCUCGCGGUACGCCGAGGCGUCGCUGCUGCGGCGCGAAUUGGAGCUGCGAGGGGAGUUUCACCGCUUGCGAGCUGAGGAGAGCGAGCAGAUGCGACUGCGGCAGGAACAGGACCGACGCGAAGCGGACGCGGAGGAGCGACGCCAUCUCAUCGCUGCGGCGCGGGACAUAGAAGAGCAGCGGGCAAAGCGGAUGGAGGAGCAACAAGAAAAGAUCCUGCAGCGAGAACGGGAACUGAGGAAUGGAAGAUGGAACGAGCGACGCGUCGAGGAGCUCAAAGGUCACCAAGCCUCACAGCUGCGCGACAGGAAUGAACAAAUCAACACGUUAGAGACGAAGCUGGCGCAGAUGGAGCGCGAGCUACAGGAGGCCAAGGCUAAGAUCGCCCUCACUUCGGUCGGCAAUGCCAACGACCCCUAUGGGUUUGGUGAGACCACAAAGCUCAAGGACGAAAUUCGCGACUUGCGGCAAAAGGCCGACGAGCUGGAGGAGCAAAAGAAGCGCCUGGAGCGACGCCAGCGAGAGAGCGAUGAGCGCGCGGACGCGCAGAGCGCGGCGCUGCAAUCCAUCCAAAACGAGUACCAGAGUCGUGCAAGACACAACGAGGCCGAGGUGGAGAGCCUGCGGAAGGAGGCACAGCAGGCUAAAUCGGCCCUGGAUGCCGAGCGCGCGGCCCACGAGGAUGAACUUGCGCGACUGCGGAAGCAAAUCCGCGAAGCCGAGGAGGUUGCGGUCGCGCAGAAGAGCCGCGACGCAGAAGUGACGCUUCAGAAAAUGCGCGAGCGGUUCGACAAUGAUAAGCAGGGACUCGAGGCAGCCCAGCACCAGCUCACCCGCAAACUCAAAGCCACUGAGGAGGAACUGCAGAGCACGAAGCGUCAGCUUGAAUCCACGCAACGCGAACUCAGUACCGCGAAGGUGGACCUCCAGCAGCGCGGCCAGACGCUGGAAGAAAAGACCGCUCUUUUGAAGAAGCUAGAAGGCGACGUGGAAUCGAAGGCGUCUCUGGAGUUCGAGCUGCGGGACGCCAAGUCCCGCAUGGACCACAUUGCCGAGGAACACAAGCGAGACCGAGACUACCUGCAGGCGCAACACCAGGCUGCUCUUUCUAGCAAGGAGAAAGACGUCGAGACGCUGCGGAAGGAGUUGGCGGAAUCGCGGAAGCUUGUGCAGAGCCUCCGUGAGGAGGUGACCAACUCCAAAUUCGGCAAGGACGACUAUCAGCAAAAGCUCAACCGUGACCUGUCCGAAAAAGAGGCCUCGCUCGCUCAGCUGCGACGUGAACUGGAGGCUAGCAAGCACAGUCAGGAGGAGUGGAAAGCCACCUACGAGGACCCGCAACGGCAGAAGGAGCGGGCGGCCGAGUCCUUCGAACAGAACCUGCGGGCUCGCGACGAAGAGGUGCGCUCCGUCAGCGAAAAACUGAACAAGGCACUGGAGGAGAAGGUCGCCGCAGAGCUGGCGCUGCGCUCCAGGAAACACGGCUGCUGGCCGGCUCGACACGCGACGGCGAGGCGCAACGGCGCUGCGCGAGCGAGAGGAGAGCCUCUCCCGCCUGAGCAUGGAGGUCAAGGAGCUUCGCGAGGAGCAAGCGCGGCUCAAGGACCGAACAGGAACUGCGUCAUGAACUCAGCGUGGCCAGGAAUGCCUCGGAGUCCAUCUCCAGCGUGCCUUCGCUGUCGGCCAACUAUCGUCAGACGCAGCCGUCCAUCGUAG